GAGUAAACCCGUCUGCUGAUGGAGGUGACAUCUCCUCUCCCUCCUGCUCCGUUUCCCUGGCAACACACAGAGAGCGUCGGCCGCUGUGUAGCAGAUGGAGAGGAAGAUGGAGGAGAACACUGCUAGAGACGUCGAGACUGGCAGUGAGGCUGGAGGAGAGGAUGCCUUGGUGGGGAACGUGAACAAGCUGAUGGUGAGUCCUCCAGGAUACACAGGAGUUCCACGAAAAGGACACCUUGUGUUUGAUGCCUGCUUCGAGAGUGGGAACCUGGGCCGCGUUGACUACAUCAGUGAGUUUGAGUUCGACCUCUUCAUCCGUCCUGACACCUGCAACCCCCGCUUCAGAGUGUGGUUCAACUUCACCGUGGAGAACGUCCGGGAGACACAGAGGGUGAUAUUCAACAUCGUCAACUUCUCCAAGACCAAGAGCCUGUACAGAGAUGGCAUGUCUCCCGUUGUCAAGUCCACCAGCAGGCCAAAAUGGCAGAGGCUCCCAGCCAAGAACGUGUAUUACUACCGUUGCCCUGACCACCGACGCAACUAUGUCAUGUCUUUCGCCUUCUGCUUUGACCGAGAGGACGACGUAUACCAGUUCGCCUACUGCUACCCCUAUACCUACUCCAGACUGCAGCAUUACCUGGCCAGCUUGGAGCGCAGGAACCUGCCUUACCUGCAGAGGGAACAGCUGGGACUCAGUGUGCAACAAAGGCGUCUAGACCUGCUGACCAUCACCAACUCUGACCGCCAGAGUCCAGAGAGGGAGAAGAAGCUGGUCUUCCUCACAGCUCGUGUUCAUCCUGGAGAGUCUCCUGCUUCUUUUGUUUGUCAAGGUGUGAUUGACUUCCUGGUGAGCCAGCAUCCCGUCGCUCAGAUCCUCAGAGAUCAUGUGAUCUUCAAAAUCGUCCCCAUGCUGAACCCCGAUGGCGUCUACUUGGGCAACUACAGGUGUUCUCUGAUGGGCUUCGACCUGAAUCGCCACUGGCAGGAUCCCUCUCCAUGGGCUCACCCGACGCUGCACGCUGUUAAACAACUCAUAGUGCAGAUGAACCAAGACCCGAGGGUGAGUUUGGAGUUCUACAUUGAUGUCCAUGCCCACUCCACCAUGCUGAACGGCUUCAUGUAUGGCAACGUGUUCGAGGACGAGGAGCGCGUCCAGAGACAAGCCGUCUUCCCCAGACUGCUGUGCCAAAACGCACCAGACUUCUCCUUUUCCAACACUUCCUUUAACCGUGACGUGGUGAAGGCCGGUACCGGUAGACGUUUCCUCGGCGGUCUCCUUGACGACACGUCCUACUGCUACACUCUGGAGGUGUCCUUCUACAGCUACAUGACAGCUGGCAGCACCGCCACCGUGCCCUACACCGAGGAGACGUACACAAAGCUGGGCCGAAACGUGGCUCGAACCUUCCUGGACUACUACAAACAGAACAACUUCAUCAAGGACAACCGACCGACUCACAUUCAAAGCUCGGAGGCGACGUCCCAGACGGGCAGCGGUAACGGGAAGGUCGGCAUCGUUGGCAGAGACUCGUCGGACAGAGAGAAGGAGAGGAGUGUCAGACACUAGACGGACAGACGGACUCAGGCUGAGCAUGUGUAAAAUGCAGAGCGCCGUGGCAGGAGGAUCCUUCAUGCUUCAUCGCAUUUAUAAGCUCCACAUCUCCGCAGCUAUAAAGACUUAUUUUCACUGAUUUGUAACAGUGGCAUGGCUGCUACUCGCAGGACCGAACAGGUUUCCUCCUGGGUUGUUUAGUGACUAUGAAACGUGGAGUACUGAAACACAGAAAGGAGACGGACUGCUUAUCCAUCUGAACUCCAUCCGAGGCCUUCAGUUGGCAUUUUUGUUGUAAAAAAAAUGCAUGUUUCUUCAGUCUUAGUGACUUAUUCAAUGCCGUUAUUGUGUUAUUUGCUCUGUUUUAUAUUAUAUUCAACCAUUAAACAAUUAAGCACUUAA
Molecule: messenger RNA, 1954 nt
Organism: Acanthochromis polyacanthus (spiny chromis)
Lineage: Eukaryota; Metazoa; Chordata; Actinopteri; Pomacentridae
Gene: agbl4
Product: AGBL carboxypeptidase 4
Exons: 13
Coding region: 95-1567 (490 amino acids)
Biological process (GO): proteolysis
Molecular function (GO): metallocarboxypeptidase activity; zinc ion binding
Source: RefSeq, a predicted model, not a curated record